UCUCCAGAGGAAGGGCAAACGUCUAAAUCCCUUUCCAGGCAACCAAAAUAACAAAUCAACCGCGAACCUGAAACAUGAUCCCCUCUCAAAUCUCACCAAAACAAUAAAGAGCGUGUGUGUGUAUAUAUAUGUAGAGAGAGAGGGGGGGACGGGAGAGGGAAAGAGAGUGGCGCAAAACUGAGUGCAUCGCAUUCAAGAUUCUGAUCGAAACUAGAUCACCUUUAGUAUAUCGGCUUUCGGAAUUGGCAUCAAUAUUUGAUGGGGUCUUGUGUAUAUCACAAUAGGUGCAUUUCAGAAGGAGUGUGGGAGAAAUUGAAAUCUAUUUGCAUUGAUUAAAGGGAAAAAAGGUAUACAAAGUGGAGGAAAGAAGAAAGGCCAUGGAAGAUGUGUCAAAAUAUGCACACAGUCCUGCACAUUUGGCAGUCUUGCAGCGUGACCAUGUUGUUCUGAAAGGGAUUGUUGCUUCCCUUCCUCGACUGGCCAAGGCAGGAGAGGUGAAUACAGAGACUGAGUCUUUGGCUGCUGAAAAGGAUGCUGAUGCUGUAUGUGCAGUAAUUGAUAGGCGGGAUGUACCAGGCAGGGAAACCCCUUUGCACCUUGCGGUGAGGCUUAAUGAUGCAACUUCUGCAGAGAUUUUAAUGUCAGCAGGUGCUGAUUGGAGUCUUCAGAAUGAAAAUGGAUGGAGUGCACUUCAGGAAGCAGUGUGUGCUAGGGAGGAGAAUAUUGCUAUGAUCAUUGCAAGACACUACCAGCCUCUUGCCUGGGCCAAAUGGUGCCGUAGACUUCCUAGGAUUGUGGCCUCUGCAGCUCGGAUUCGUGACUUUUACAUGGAGAUAUCCUUCCAUUUUGAGAGCUCAGUGAUACCAUUUAUUGGUAGGAUUGCUCCCUCAGACACUUACAGGAUAUGGAAACGCGGUUCUAAUCUCCGUGCAGAUAUGACUCUUGCUGGGUUUGAUGGUUUCCAUAUCCAACGGUCUGAUCAAACUUUUCUCUUCUUUGGAGAGGGCUAUUUUUGGGAAGGUGGAAAUAGAUCUUUGCCUCCUGGUUCUUUGAUAGUUCUCUCCCAUAAGAAGAAAGAAAUCACAAAUGCUUUUGAGGGAGCUGGAGUUCAACCAUCAGAAGCUGCAGUUGCCCGUGAAGUGGCUUGCAUGUCUCGAACUAAUAUGUACAGGCCAGGAAUUGAUGUUACUCAAGCUGAGUUUGUUCCACAUUUGAAUUGGAGACGACAGGAGAGGACUGAGUCAGUUGGAGCUUGGAAGGCCAAGGUUUAUGAUAUGCUUCACGUGUCAUUGAGCGUGAAGUCAAGGCGAGUUCCUGGUGCUAUGACUGAUGAGGAGCUUUUUGCGGUGAAUGAUGAUGAUAGAAUAGCAAAUGGUGUUGGACAUGAUGAAUAUAGUGAUGUUUUAACUGCUGAGGAAAGAAUGCAGUUAGAUUCUGCUUUUCACAAGGGGAACUCCGAUGGUCUGGAGAAUGAUGAGGAAUCUGAUUUUCAGGAUAGACGUGAAAAUUAUAAUGGGCAUUCAUUUGAAUCUUGUGAAUCAAAUGUUGCUAUGAAAGAAGAGAAAAGUUGGUUCGGUUGGAGCAAGAAAGGUUUGAAAAAUACAGGAGAUGAUCCUGAUGAUUUAAAGAUUCGGAAAAAAUUCUUGACGUUGGCACCAGAUGAUAGAAAGCAGUGGCUCAAUGAAAGUAGCCUAUCAUCGUCUGAAUUUCUCAGGGAAGAUAUUGGGAACUUUAAAAAAUCCAACGACAAACGCAGCAAGAAGAAAAAGAAGAAAGGGGCCCCUAGUGGGUCAAAGAAUGAGAGCGAGUAUAAGAAAGGUCUAAGACCAGUUUUGUGGUUGACACCAGAUUUUCCUUUGAAAACAGACGAACUCUUGCCUUUACUUGAUAUACUGGCUAACAAGGUAAAAGCUGUUAGGAGACUAAGAGAGGUUUUGACUACUAAAUUUCCUCCUGGCACCUUUCCGGUCAAGAUUGCCAUCCCAAUUGUCCCAACCAUUCGGGUCCUAGCGACAUUUACAAAGUUUGAGGAGCUUCAGCCAAUGGAGGAGUUUUCGACCCCUCUCUCCAGUCCCGUACAUUUCCAAGAUGCCAAAUCUAAGGACUUUGAAGGUUCCACAUCAUGGAUUUCAUGGAUGAAGGGAAGCCGUGGGGAACAAUUAAGUGAAAAUCGCAGUUUCAGAGAUGAUAUUGACCCUUUUUACAUACCAUCUGACUAUGCAUGGGUUGAUGCAAAUGAGAAAAAACGUAGGAUGAAAGCGAAGAGAGCAAAAGACAAGAAACAUAAAAAGCCUGUUGCUGCGAAAAAUCCCGGUUAUGCUCGGCAGUUUAAUGAAGAUAUCAAGGAUUAGUGGCAGUGAAAGAUAAACAAUUGCAAAAGAUUAGAGGCUGCAACAUCAGAAUGCGAAGAAUGAUGUAAAACUAGUCUUUGAAUGUCUGGCUUCUUUAACUCUUUUCUUCCUUAGAUUUAAAUUCUUUACCCUAUAGGGCUUCAGUUUGUAUAGAGCAACUUGAAUGUUAAAUCAAAAUUUCGAUCAGUUUUGAGCUCCGACUCCUCUCAGAUUUCUCUUUGUUCCUCUCUUCUCUUUCACUCUCUUCUGUUUCUCCUGGAAGGUUUGAAUGUUUUGGAGGAUUCAGUGGUAUAUCGUGAUAUAAUGAUCGUCAUCUUCA
This is a messenger RNA of Olea europaea var. sylvestris, 2670 nucleotides long. RefSeq names its product ankyrin repeat domain-containing protein 13C-like. The coding region runs from base 378 to 2351 and encodes 657 amino acids. Gene Ontology annotation, molecular function: protein binding. The transcript is spliced from 4 exons. NCBI's taxonomy places the organism in Eukaryota, Viridiplantae, Streptophyta, Magnoliopsida, Lamiales, Oleaceae. The record is from RefSeq and is a predicted model, not a curated record. Gene Ontology annotation, cellular component: cytoplasm.